Vairimorpha ceranae is the source of this 2982-nucleotide messenger RNA. RefSeq names its product kinase complex protein. Lineage: Eukaryota; Fungi; Microsporidia; Nosematidae. The transcript has a single exon. The coding region runs from base 1 to 2982 and encodes 993 amino acids. The record is from RefSeq and is a predicted model, not a curated record.
AUGGAAAAUUUCUAUCUUGUUAAUUACCAGUCAAAAUUAGUAAAGUAUCCUUUUUUAUAUAGUAACGGUAGUAUUCUAACAAGAAAAGAUAAAAAACUUUUUAUUGAUGAUAUCUACGUGUCAGAUGAUACAUUUUCUACUAUUUCGUUUUUUAUUAAUUUUGAACAUGAAUUUUUGAUAGUAGAAAAUUUACACAAUCUUUUUCUAAUAAACAAGCAUACACUCAACAUUACAGAUUUAGGAACAUUUAAAGACGAAAUAAAAACUAUUGCUAAUAAUCUAAAGUUUACGCUAGUUGUUACUUGUAAAUCUUUGCUUCUAUUUAGUAAUGAAUAUUUUGAUGUUAUUGGUGAAAUUGAUAAUCCGGGUGAUGUUCUUAAAGUAGAAUUCUCUACAGAUAACACGUUUGUAUUAAUAUUUGACGAUAAAAUAGUAUUUUAUAAUGUAGAAAUGACAUUGUUAAGUAAAUAUAAUAUUGUAUGUUUAUCUGCAUGUUAUAUAGAAAGAUAUAACUAUUGGUGUGUAGUAAGUCACCAUAAAAUAACUUUUAUCGAGGAAAAUGGUUGUGUGUAUAAUAAAAUAUCUCUAAAAGAAUCUUUUAGUAUCGAGAAAUGCUAUUCUAAAGAUUUUUUGUUAUUAUUAGCUUGUAAAGAUUCAGUUAUUAUUCUACAGUUAGUAGAUGGUAACUGGCGAACAAAGCAUAUCUGCAAAAUAAGAGGAAGAUUUAUAUCAUAUUAUAAUGACAUAAUUAUUAGUGAAACAGAUGACUCUUUGUUUUAUUAUUUUAUAAAUAGAGAAUAUACAAGAAUUGGAAAUCUUUUUCUUGUUAUUGAUUAUAACAGUAUUCUUGUUUACAAUUUUGAUAAAAAUAAAUUGGCAUGUCAUGAUUUUUUAAUUAAUUUUAAAAAACCAAUACAAAGAAUAAUGAUCGAUAGAGAAGAAAUAGGUAUACUUUUUGAUAAUGAAAUGUUUAUUUUUAGUAUUGAUUUCAAUUUAUUAGAAAAGAAACAAAAUAUGAAUAAAUUUUAUAAUGGCAUUUGUAUGUUUAAUAAACAAGUUAUUUGCAGUGAAGAGGAUAUAAAUAUGCAUAAUAUAGAUGGAAAAAUAUUACGUGUUAGUAAAAACGGAGAAAUUUACAUGUUUGAAGAUAAUAAUAAGAAAACUGUAUUAUUUACAUAUUCUUCUAUUUCAAAAGAGUAUUUUUUAAUGUAUGUAAAUAAUGAACUUUAUUUUUUAUCUGAUAAUACAUUAUACACUUCUACACAUAAAAUAUCGAGUGUUUUUUCAUUCUUUGUAUCUGAUAUAUUAGUUUAUUCUAAAGAAGAUAAAAUAUUUAUAGAUGAUACAUACAUUGUUACAGAUACGAAUUUUAAGAUUCUAGGUACAACAGACUUAGAAAUAUUUGGAAUUAGUAGGUUUAAUUCUAUAGACACGUAUUAUAACAGAAAUUUUAUUAAAAAACAAAUAUCUAAAUAUUUUUUAGCAGAAGAGUAUACUAAGAGUAUUGAUAUGAUGUUAAAGCAUAAUAUAAAAAUAGAAUUAAUUAAUAUUAAUACACAAAAGAUAAAAGAAUUAGAAAAUAAAUAUUUAUUUUUUAUUAUUGAUGAAAUAACAAAAGAUUACAAAUUGGUCUUAGACAGUGAAUUUAUUUUUAUGAUACAGAAUAUGACCUUAUGUACUGAUUUAUCUGCUAUAAAAUGCAUUAACGAAAAAAGUAAUUCUGCGUUUAUUUUUAAAGAUACAUGGAUUUCAACUCAAAAUUUGUUUGAGCAUAAAAUUGAAAAUUGUUUUAAUAAAAAGCUUGUUUCUUUUGUAAAGGGCAGUUCUGUGAAAAUAGAAUGCAAAAAGACAGAAUUGAUACAAGAAUUUUUGAAUAUAUUUGGAUCAGAUAUUAGAGAAUACAUUUUUAUAAAAUGCGGUCGUAUCGAUUUAGCUAUUUUAUAUUCUAAAAAUUUAGAUUUAUGCAUAAAAAUGUGUAAAAAUUAUUUUUCAAAAGAAGAAAUAAAAAUAGGAUUAAUUCUUUGCUAUAAACAUAAAAAAGAUCUUAAUUUAGUAAAAAAUGUUUGUAAGUUAAUCAAUGAAGAUGUAUAUUUGAUAAAUGAUAUAGAAAAUGAUUUUUAUAAAAUAUUAGAGAUAUACAAGUUAUAUGACGAAUUAAUAUAUUAUUUUAUUGAACAAAAUAUGUAUAAUGAUUUAUGUCGAGUGGUAAAAAAAUAUAAUUUAUAUAAAAAAUUACUGAUUUAUAUUAUUAUUUUGGAAAAUCCUGCACCUUUUAAUUUACUCGAGCUUUAUAUUUCAGGAUCUUCCAUUAAUGAUAAUAUAUGGAUAUUACAGUAUCUUAAAUAUGAAAAGCGUCUUUUAGACUUGUAUUUAGACAAUGACAUGUAUAAGGAAAUAUUUUUGAAUGAGUCGGCUGAUAAAUACAAACAAAUUUUGAUUAAUAAUUUAAAAAACAAAAACAAAUUUUAUGAAUUGGGUAUAAUUUACGAACAAUACAUUAAAGAUUAUGAACAGAGUCUUUCAUAUUUUGUACAAAGUGGUAGUAUAGCAGAUAUAUAUAGAUUAUAUAAAAUUUCUUCUAUUAAACCUGAUUUAUUUAAUGUUAGCAUUAAACAAUACACUUUGAUUGACAAGAUUUUAAAAAAAUUAAUUAAAUAUAAAAAUAGAUUAAAAUGUAUCCAAAAUGAUUUAGAAGAUGAUGAUUUUUCUGUUACAAGUAUUUGUCAAACAAAUAGGGGCAUACCUGGUAAUCUUUAUGAAUAUGAAUUUUAUUUAGAAAAAAUUAAUGGUUUACUUGCACAAAUUGUAAAAUGGAUUAAAGAAUGCCAAAUGAUAUUAGAAAUUUAUUAUAAUGCUGAUUUGAAAUUAAAAAUUGAGGAAGUAAAACAAGAGAUAAUAGGUAUUGAAGAUUUUUUUAAUGUUAGUUAUGAGCGAAGUAAAGACAAGAUAGAAUGUUUAAAUUUUUACGAUACAAUAAAUUAG